Fraxinus pennsylvanica is the source of this 1098-nucleotide messenger RNA. Lineage: Eukaryota; Viridiplantae; Streptophyta; Magnoliopsida; Lamiales; Oleaceae. The record is from the annotation of a GenBank genome assembly.
AUGGGUUUGCCGAGAUUUACUCGUCCCAAGGGAGGGGAUGGCGAGUCAAGUCCCAACCUUUAUGUGGCUAACUGUGGGCCUGCAGUUGGACUUUCAUUUGACAAUAUCAUGUCAGUGUUUGGUACAUAUGGCGAAGUCAGGGGAGUUUAUGCUGCAGAUGAGAGUGGCACUCGUGUUAUUGUAUCCUAUCACGAGGACAGUAGUGCACAAGCAGCGCUUAGGGAACUAGAUGGUCGUCCAUGUUCUGAUCUUGGAGGCCGUUCAUUGCACAUUCGCUAUUCUGCACAAUCACUUGGCAAGGUUAAGGUCAAUGAUGCUGUUCCUGUAUCAACAUCAGAUUCAGAUUUAAAGAUUCCUGGUGUUUACUUAGUACAUGACUUUGUCACUGCUAAAGAAGAGGAGGAAUUACUUGCUGCAGUGGAUUGUUGGCCAUGGCAACAUCUUGCCAAAAGAAGAGUUCAGCACUAUGGGUAUGAGUUUCGCUAUGAUAUAAGGAACGUUAACACAAAGCAAUACUUGGGCGAUCUCCCGUCCUUUGUGUCUCCAGUACUUGACAGGAUCAAAAUGUUUCAAAAAUUUGAUUCAUCUACAGAUGUAUGCCUGGAUCAAUUAACUGUCAAUGAAUAUCCUCCUGGGGUUGGUUUGUCUCCACAUAUAGACACCCAUUCAGCAUUUGAGGGAUCAAUUUUCAGCCUUUCAUUGGCGGGCCCUUGCAUCAUGGAAUUCAGACAGUAUUCAAAAGGUGUUUGGCUUUCAAGACAUACCUCCAGUUGUGACACAGAGGAGCAAAUAUGUGAUAAUAGCUCAAAUUUCUUGCGGAGAGCUAUUUAUCUUCCACCUCGAUCAAUGUUAUUGUUAUCUGGGGAGGGACGAUAUGCUUGGCAUCAUUACAUUCCACACCACAAGGUGGACAAAGUGAACGACAGUGAAAUCCGGAGGGGCUCAAGGAGAGUGUCCCUGACAUUACGUAAGGUCAGGAAAGCCCUAUGGAGGGUGGAUACGGGGAAUUUGAGUUCCAAGAGUAUCCGAUCUUCCCUUGUUGCAGAAUUGCGAUCCAUAUCAUUGAUUAUGGAAAAGAGUUAUUGUGAUGAUGGAUGA